AUGGGUCUGAGAUCAGCGGAGACCGUCAAACGUCUCUGCGCCGUCCAAAACCUCUCGCUGUCGCAUGCCAUCGCUGUUUGCAGGGCUGACGAGGCGGCCGCCAGAGACGCCGUGGAGCUGCGGGCAGGCGGACUCGCCCGGGCCGCCGCCCACCGAGUGGACGCCGCCGAGCGCCACCGAGCGCCGCCGAGCGCUGGACCGAGGCGGCGCGACGGCGGCUGGUGCGCUGCGUGCGGCCGGCGACGUCACCGGAUGGGAGACGCGUGUCCGGCCCGGGGUCAGCGCUGUCGCAGCUGCCGUCAGCUGGACCACUUCGCGGCAGUUUGCCCCGACGCAUCCGGCGACUACGAUGACCGCCGACCGACCACGUCGUACGAGCGCCGCCGGCUGGCCCCGUCUCGGCCGCGGAGCUCGCCACCUGGGCGGAGCUACAGGCCCGACCCGUACCGCUCGUCGUCGAGAUCGCCGUCCCCGUCGCUGGACACGCGGCGAUCGCAACGGCGCCAGCCGUGGCGCGGCACCCGGGUCCGCUUCCAGUCGUCGGAGGGCAGCAGUGACCGGAGCCCGGACGGUGCGGCGCGGCGACCGGCCGCGUCGGCCAUCAUCGCGGUCGCUUCGGUGCAGAGCGCCCCCCGCGUGCGCCUGGAUGUCACGGCGCAGCGCCGCGCCUCGGUACUCGCGCUGCCUGACACCGGGGCUGACAUCUGCGUCGGAGAACUCGACUUCCUGAAGGAGAUGGACGAGUACCCGGAGAACUUGCUCCCCCCGGAGCAGCAUCCUCGGACAGCCAACGGCGAGACGGUCAAGUCGCUGGGAGUCCUGCCGGUCUCGCUGAAUCUCGGCCGCGUCUCGGUGCAGGAGUCGGUGCACAUCCUGGAGGGCGUCAGCGGCCUGCUGCUCUCCUGGAAGGCCGGGAAGGGACUUCACAUCAUUCCAGCCGGUUAUCCGCAGCAGAUAACCGCCGAUCUACCGGAACCCGCCUCUGGCUCUCGCACCAGGGACGCACCAGACCGCCCUCGGCCGGGGCCAGCGCGGCAUCGGCACCGGUCUCGCGCCGCGCUGCCCGACGGUGGCACGUCAUCGGACUGCGUGGCGGCGGUGUCGCGCGACGGCGCUGCUGGAGAGGCGACCGCGGCGACACCUGUCGAGCGGCCUGACAGCAGCCUUCCGACCGGUGCACCUGCAUCUGAAGACGGGUCAGCAGAGCCGCCUGUGGACCAGGGAGGCUCCUUCCCGGACAUCACGUCCGAGUUCCCCACCGUGUUCGACGGCCACAUCAGAGUCAUGCCGGGGGAGCAGUUCAAGAUUCACCUCAGGGAGGAAGCCGUGCCGUUCCGCGUGUCGAGCCCACGACGAGUGCCCCUCUCACUCCGCACGCCGCUGAAGGACGAGUUGCAAAAGCUGGUGUCCGAGGGCAUCAUCGUGCCCGUCACGGAGCCGACUGAGUGGUGUGCACCGAUCGUCGUUGAACCGAAGAAGGAGGGAGGAAUCAGGCUGUGCGUGGACCUGUCUCGCCUGAACAAGUUCGUCCGCACCGAGCAGUACCAGGCACCCACCCCGCUGGAGGAAGUUGCCUCUAUAGCGAGCUCGGAGGCGAAGUGGUUCACCGUCUUCGACGCGGCAAAGGGCUACCACCAGUGCCCUCUUCAUCAGGACAGCGUGCUGAAGACGACGUUCAUCACGCCGUUCGGCCGGUACGCGUUUUUACGCGCGCCGUACGGGGUCAGCUCGAUAUCUGACCACUACAACAGGCGCAUGGACGAGGCGUUCUCCGGCCUCACCGGCUACAAGAAGAUCGAUGAUGACGUCGUGGUCUACAGUCGGACCAGGGAGGACCACAUCCGUGACGUCCGUCGCUUCAUGGAGCGCUGCGAGGAGAGAGGUAUCUCCCUGAACCGGCGGAAGCUGCAGCUGGCCCAACAGAAGGUGAAAUUCGCCGGCUUCAUCAUAUCGGCGGACGGCUACGAGCCCGACCCUCAGCUGACGUCGGCCAUCUCGUCGUUCCCGACACCGAAGAACAUCUCUGAGCUCCGAAGUUUCUUCGGCCUCGCCAACCAGGUCGCCCCAUUCGUCGACGAGCUCUCGGAGCUCCUCCUGCCUCUCAGGCCGCUGCUCAGCACCCGAAACGAGUUCGUCUGGGACGAGCAGCAAGAACAGGCGUUCAUAUCAGCCAAGAAAGCGCUGACAUCAGUUCCGAACCUGGCCUACUUCGACCCCAGACGACCAACCUCGCUCUCGACCGACGCCAGCCGCCUCAAGGGAUUCGGCUUCCUCCUACGGCAGCAGCAGGAGGACGGCAGCUGGCGGGUUAUCCAGGCGGGAUCGCGAUUCCUGUCUUCAGCGGAGUCCCGAUACGCCACCAUCGAGUUGGAAGCCACUGCCGUGGUAUGGGCCAUGAAGAAAUGUCACAUCUUUCUCUCCGGACUGACGAGCUUCACGAUAUUCCUCGACCACAAGCCGCUCGUCCCCAUCAUCAACGGCAAGACUCUCGACGAGAUCGAGAACCCGAGACUACAGAGACUGAAGUUGAAGAUGGCAUACUACGGACCAUUCGUAGCCAGCUGGGUGCCAGGAUCCCAGCACAAGGCGGCAGACGCUCUCUCCAGGAGCCCCACCCAACCAGCAGCUGCUGAUGACGAAUGUGGGAAAGACGACGACGCACCUGCCCUCCAGAGCGUCUUGGUAGCUGAGCUUCGAGCGUGCGACACCGACAUCAUGCUGGACCGGGUGGAGUGUGCGACGUCAGAGGACCCCGAGCUCCAGAUGCUCCGAGACAUCAUCUCCACCGGCUUUCCGGCAUCCAGAGCGGAGCUUGCGGAACCCCUCCGGAAGUACUGGCCGGUGCACGACCGACUGUCAGUGGAGGGCGGCAUCAUCUUAUGCGGCAUGCGCAUCCUGGUGCCGCUAUCCCUCCGUAGAUCGACCUUAGCGUCUCUCCAUGCAAGUCACCUCGGGAAGGAGAAGACCAAGGAGCGAGCUCGGCGGGUGGUCUACUGGCCGGGAAUGGACGCCGCCAUCGACGACGUCACCAGAGGAUGCAGUAGGUGUCAGCAAGAGCUGCCAUCCCAGCCGAGGGAGACCAUGCUGCAUCAUGAGCCUGCCGCCAGGCCGUUCCAGGUCCUGGACAUGGACUUCGCAGACCACGCAGGAGGCGAUGCUGGGACGACGGCAGAGGACGGCUCAACGAAGAGGAGUGGACGCGGGGCCUGCUUCAGCAGCGGAACACGCCGGGCGUCAGCGGGAAGUCGCCCGCCGAGAUCGUCUACGGCCGGCCACUGAGGGACGACCUGCCCACGCACCCGUCGCACUUCAAACCAUCGGCGCGCUCGCAGCGGGCGAGUGGAGGCGGAGCCCAGCAGCGGAGGGGGACGCCACCGCACCAGACUGUGGACUGCGACGAUCGCCGCGAGUCACGCCGCUGCGCCGCCAAACGGUGGUACGACCAGCAUGCCCACGACCUGCCCGAGUUCCCCGUCGGGACUCGCGUCCGUGUGCAGGACGUCAGGACAAAACGAUGGGACAGGUGCGGCGUGGUGACGUCGGUCGGCCCCCACCGACGCUACAGUGUACGCUUCGACGAUGGAGGGGAGGUGGAUCGGAACAGAUGCCACCUGCGCAGGCGGCACGCUCUGUGCCCGGUGCCCGGAGUGGAGCCUCCCGGGAGAGCCGGCCCGCGUGUCGUCACACAACCGGACACUGGUCGGAUGAGUCGUGACCAUGCAUCUGCGAGCGAAUCGCGCGCCUCCACGCGGCCGGAUCGCGCGCCGCGCACUGAGCCGCCGACUGUCCGCCGAUCCACCCGUGUGCGGAAGCCAGUGCGUCGACUCAUAGAGGAGAUGUGAUGGUGUACUACGUUUCUUGUUAUUUUCGCUAUUGUGUUAUGAUUCCGUUCUUUUCGUUAUACCUCGAGCGCGCUGGGGGCUUAAGGGGGGAGAUGUGGUGGUGUGCAUCCCCGGUCUGUACCUGGGGUUUGCAUCUCUACGACCAUGUGUGCCCUCGGGGCACGGUCCGGCGGCGGCUCCCGGCCGGACCGUGCGGGGCCGCGUCAGUCUCUACUGGGUCCGCGCCACGCUCGCUCGCUGUGAACAAUACACCUGCACCGGUUCAGAGGCGUC
Molecule: messenger RNA, 4115 nt
Organism: Amphibalanus amphitrite
Lineage: Eukaryota; Metazoa; Arthropoda; Thecostraca; Balanomorpha; Balanidae
Exons: 2
Coding region: 1-3279 (1092 amino acids)
Source: RefSeq, a predicted model, not a curated record